Messenger RNA from Trematosphaeria pertusa, 1065 nucleotides. Its product is annotated as pectin lyase-like protein. The record is from RefSeq and is a predicted model, not a curated record. Bases 1 to 1065 code for a protein of 354 amino acids. The transcript has a single exon. NCBI's taxonomy places the organism in Eukaryota, Fungi, Ascomycota, Dothideomycetes, Pleosporales, Trematosphaeriaceae.
AUGGCUCAUUUCUUGAUCUUCACGACAGUGCUCGCACUGGUCUCCGUCGUCCACUCCCAAUGCGGCUCAGGCACGCCGAAUGCCAUGGUGGCUGGCUCCGGAAGCUCCUUCACAGCCACCAAAGGCUCAAGCACGGUAUACACCGGCUCGGACUAUCGUGCUGCGAUCCAGGCCGCGGUAGACUCCAUCAGCAGCGGCCAGCGCGUCUCCGUCAUGGCUUCGGGCUCCAUUGGCGCCAGCACCAUCACCAUUAGCAGUGGCAAGAUUUUCGAAGGCUGUGGCACCAUCAACGUUGGCAACAGGGCUGGGCAUGGUGCCAUCGAGUCGCUGAACACUCAAGGAGUUCAGAUUCCAUAUCUCACCAUGACCGGAAACCCGUACUUUGGAUUGCGCUUCUACGGGACACGAGACCUGACACUGGGCAAGAUCACCAUGAAUCUCAGCGGUGGCUUGGGUAUCCGCUUCGACCGCGAUGCAGCCGCGAACUCCAACGUGAAAAUGGAUGUCAUCAGCGUUACCGGUGCUGGCAGCCACGCCGUGGAGACCUGGAACAUCGACGGCCUCACCAUCAAUCAAGUCAUCGCCCGAAACGUUGGCGAGUCCGGCUUGCUGCUCCAAAAGACCACAAACGCAAAAGUUGGGCUCGUCGAUGGCAACAACGUCGCCACGGGAACGGGGUACGCGACCUUCCGUAUGGCGAAUAAUAACGGCCAGAAUCCCAACGGAAACUAUAACACCAACGUUUACAUCGACAAGGUCGUCUCGCGCGGUGGCGGUCGUGGUAUCUUCUGCGUCUCGCAGUCUGGAGGCGUUGUCAUCGAGAGCGUUGACCUCGCGAACAAUGGAAACAACGCAAUCUUAAUCGAGAAUUGCUACAACGUCUCGAUUCGUGGAGGUACAGUCAAUGGAGGAGGGGAAGUUCGUCUCGCAGCCCGCUCGGAGUUCCCGAACAACCGCGACAUCUGGAUCACUUUGACUGUGAACAGUAACACGGUUCGCGAGUCGCCUUGUGGGGAAAACACGAACUGGACACUCUCAGGUAGUGCUAGCAAGAGUAUCUGCUAG